Molecule: messenger RNA, 1753 nt
Organism: Prorocentrum cordatum
Lineage: Eukaryota; Dinophyceae; Prorocentrales; Prorocentraceae
Source: the annotation of a GenBank genome assembly
UGCGACACCAGUUCUGCUUGCUGAGUUUGCUCUGGCCACCCCGCUGCCCUCUCCUCUCCUGCUCCUGCUCGCCACUCUCCCCUCGCCCCUCCUCCGCAUGCACUUUGGCGCACAGGGCAGCGUGGCCCGAGGCGCGCUGCCUGGGCCUACCCUUGCUGAGGCCCGCCGCCACGGCGACGUCGCCCCCCGGAACCGCGGCGCCCCGAUGGCACGAUGGCUGGCCCGGUGAGCCCAGCGCCGCCCCCAGCUGCGGUCGAGGGUGCGGGGGGGCCAGCGCGCCCAGCGCUCCAGGGACUCGCGGCGCACAGCUCGGCGGAGGAGGCCGGGGAGGGCGCCCCGAGCCGAGGCCUCGCAGGCGGGCCUGGGCCCUGGGCCUCGGCUUCCGCCUCGGGCAGGCCGCCCUCGGAGGAGGCCCCAGCCCCGGAGCCCGCCGCCCCCGCGCCGCGCCGGAGGCGGGGCGCACACUGGUGCCGCCGCCUGCUCGCCCUGGUCCGGCCGCAGGGCCGCGCGAAGAGCCGCCAGCGCCAGCGGCUGAGGUCCGUGGUGCCCAGCCCGGGCCCCCCGUGGCCGCCGCCGCAGGCGCCGUGGCAGCGGCCCUCGGCGCCCUCCGGAGCGCAGGCCUCCCCAGCAGCCCCGUGCGCCGCCAGCGGGGGCGGCGGCUCCGCGCCAGCCGCGGAGGACGUCCUCGCCCCCGACGACGGCAAGCCGCGGCCCGCGCCCUGGCGGCCAGACGCGGGCGCGCCAGCGCGCGGCCGCGAGGCGUGCCGCAGGCGGGCGGCGUCGGAGCGAGAGAGGGCGCGGGCUGCCGCCCUGCACCGUCGAGGGUCCAGCGGGAGCCUUGCGGGCGGUGCAGGGGUCCUGGCGAGCAGGCCCGGCCGCGCUAUGAGUCCGGCGGUGGAGGGGGCUCGGGUGGAGCCACGGUGUGGGCAGCUCAGCCUCGCACCGGCGGCCGCGCAGCAGGUGGAGCUGCGGCUCGGGGGGCAGGGCCGCCAGCUGGAGCAGCGGGAGGGGCAGCUGGGCCCGCAGGCUGGCCCGAACGUGGGGCGGAAGACCCUGGUUGUUGAUCUGGACGAGACCCUUGUGCACAGCUCGUUCAUAGACCACGGCAGCUCGAACCUGAUUGUCCACGUGGAGAUCGAGGGUGAGGUGCACCCCGUCUACGUGGGGAAGCGGCCAGGAGUGGACGAGUUCCUCGAGAAGAUGACGCAGCUGUAUGAGGUCGUUGUGUACACUGCAGCCACGUCCAAGUACGCUAACGCCGUGCUGGAUGAGCUGGACCCAUACGGAAUGCUCGCCUUCCGGCUCUUCCGCGAGGCCUGUACGCCUUCGCCCUUUGGGUACGUGAAGGACCUGUCUAAGCUCGGCCGGGAACUGUCGAACAUAAUCAUCAUAGACAAUUCGCCGGUGUGCUACUCGAUGCAGCCCGAGAACGCGAUACCGAUCCAGACCUGGAGGAGCAACCCCUCGGACACAGAGCUGUUGGAUUUGAUGCCCAUAUUGUGGGCCCUGUCGACUGUUGAGAACAUUCCAGACAUCAUCCGACAUGUAUUGCUCGGCGUCAAAGGCGACGAGUGCGAGGGCACCCCUGCGAAAGGGACGGUCACACGCGGCUCGAUCCGCUGUUGAGCAGUGGUGGCCCUCCUCCCCGUCCUCACGGCGAGUUGUGCCGCGUGCGCUCCUCCUCCCGUUUUUGUUUCAUUUGCGAGGCGGGCCGCUGCUGCGACGGAGCCGACCGAUGGGGUGGGGCGGGGCG